Molecule: messenger RNA, 426 nt
Organism: Penicillium chermesinum
Lineage: Eukaryota; Fungi; Ascomycota; Eurotiomycetes; Eurotiales; Aspergillaceae
Product: aegerolysin family protein
Exons: 2
Coding region: 1-426 (141 amino acids)
Biological process (GO): symbiont-mediated hemolysis of host erythrocyte
Source: RefSeq, a predicted model, not a curated record
AUGGAUGCGCAAGAACUGCUGGACAAAUACAACUCCCAAUGGGUUUCCUUCCACAUUCGUGACCAUCUGAAGGAUGGCCAGGUCCUGAUCCAGAACACCGUCAUCGAAGGCGGCGAGUUUGAACACCCUACCAACCGCCGUCGAUCUCUGAGUGAAGACGAGGUCGAUGAGAUGACCAUCCCGUCCUAUGGCGUCGGUGAGAUCACGGCUCGUAGCCGCCGUGGCAGCGAGGGUCGCCUGGAUCUUUUUCAUGACAAUAAUAAGAUUUGUGAGAUUCAUUGGGAGAAUCGUGGCGGGGAAUAUCCCAAUUUGGUCGAGUUGUUGGACAGUAGUGACAAGUAUAGAAUCGAGUAUGGGGGAUGGAGCCCAGAGGCUGGCCCUCUGGGACAUGUCUACGUUGACAUCUCGGAGAGAAAGGAGAAGUAG